UUCCUACUCCGAUCGCGUUGGUUGGCGGAGGUUGUGCUUGGCACUGACUUUUUGUUUCCAUCACCUCGAACAACGGCUAGAGCAGACAACCAUUGCACACCAUGGUGGAAAGCCUCAAAUUCCCGGACCGGUUCGAAAUUGUUCGCAGUGGCGCGGACGGGGACUUCAAGUCAAAGUUGGUUGUGCUCCGCCCGUUCCAGGCAAAGGAAGUCAUGGCUAAAAUUGAAGGGUGCUAUGAAGCCUUUAAGAGGUGGUCAUCUGUGCAAAUUUCGGCGGAUAAGCACAUCGAGUUGAACUCUGAGCUCGUCUUUAUGAAUCACUCCUGCGAUCCCUCUGUCAUUAUUGACGUUGAAACGUUGGAAGUGAUUGCAGCUCGGGACUUGCAGCCGGGAGAUGAAGCGACCUUUUUCUACCCAAGUACGGAAUGGGAUAUGAGCCAACCUUUCGACUGCUGGUGUGGAGCACCACAGUGCAUCAAGCGUGUGUCAGGCGCAAAGAAUUUACCAGCGGAAGCUUUGAAGUGCCAAUUCAUCAACAAGCACAUUAGAUCGCUAUUAGAUAGACAAGCAUAGGCAGGACUUGCGGUUAUUUAUCAUGCAUAACAGUCUUUCAAACAUCAGACUAUUCGCGUUAUUUACUGAGUAUUAGAGCAAUCAUUUGUUUUCGUUUAGUGACUUUACGACCAAUUACAACUUUCUGGCCAAGCUCUGUACAUUUAAAAUAAUACAUUAAGAGAUCAAAAAUCUAAUACACGAA
Spizellomyces punctatus DAOM BR117 is the source of this 756-nucleotide messenger RNA. RefSeq lists its product as uncharacterized. The transcript is spliced from 7 exons. Gene Ontology annotation, molecular function: protein binding. The record is from RefSeq and is a predicted model, not a curated record. Bases 102 to 572 code for a protein of 156 amino acids. NCBI's taxonomy places the organism in Eukaryota, Fungi, Chytridiomycota, Chytridiomycetes, Spizellomycetales, Spizellomycetaceae.